Messenger RNA from Penicillium cataractarum, 897 nucleotides. It is a transcript of the gene pxr1, whose product is annotated as telomerase inhibitor/ribosome biogenesis protein PXR1. The transcript has 3 exons. Bases 1 to 897 code for a protein of 298 amino acids. Gene Ontology annotation, molecular function: nucleic acid binding. The record is from RefSeq and is a predicted model, not a curated record. Lineage: Eukaryota; Fungi; Ascomycota; Eurotiomycetes; Eurotiales; Aspergillaceae.
AUGGGUCUGGCCGGACCCAAGAACAAAACUAAGAUCUCCCAUGAUCCGAACAACACCAAAUGGGCCCGCUCCACGUCCGGCUUCGGACACCGGAUCAUGAGCGCCCAGGGCUGGACCCCAGGUAAUCGCUUGGGAGCCAAAGACGCUGCGCAUGCCGAUCUCUUGACCUCCGCGAGUGUCUCCCAUAUCAGGGUCACUAUCAAGGACGAUAAUCUCGGAUUGGGUGCCCGUGUCGGACGAGAGGGCCAACCCACCGGUUUGGAUGCUUUUAAAGGGUUGCUGGGCCGGUUGAACGGCAAGAGUGAGGAGGAACUUCAUAUCGAACAGCGCAAGAGAGACGACGUUCACUUGGCGCGUUACGUUGCCCUCAAGUUCCAGGAGGUGCGCUUCGUUCGGGGUGGGCUUCUGACCCAGGAGAAACUCCAGCGGUUGCCAAACCCGACACCCAAGGAAGACCAGGCGAAUAAGAAAUCCGAAUCCUCCACGACCAGCGACAACGAUUCUGCCGAUAACACCGAGUCCGCGACCGAGAAAUCAUCCAAGUCCAAAUCCAAGUCCAAGUCCUCGAAGAAGUCAUCAAAGAAGUCUCGCUCCCAGUCAGACGAGGCCGACAGCUCGUCAUCGGUCUCUGAUAAAAAGAAGAAGAAGAAGUCCAAGAAGAGAAAGGCGGAAGAGGACGAUGAUGAGUCUGAGACUACGGCCAAGCGUCGGGCGUCUACUCCUGACGAGAAGCCCUCGAGUGAAUCUCAGCCUAAAAUUGCCACGGUUCCGGCCCCAGUGAUAGGGGAACGUCGGCCGAUUGGCAGACAGGUCUUCCGCGGACGGCAUAUCGCGCAAAAGAAGAGGGCUCUUAUGGACGACAAGUCGCUCAAUGAGAUCUUCAUGGUUAAGGCAUAG